AUGAGUGUGUCUGAUGCAUCCAAGCCUCUUGCGUUUGCCAUUGCUUCAUGGCUCAGUACGCAGAAUGAUGAAAAGUUGAAGCAAGCUGCUGAAUUGGUGAGCUCGGCAUGCAGCUUUGACCCGAAGUCCGCGAGCGACAAGGAGAAGUACGCAAAGAACUCGCCGGGGCUGCAGGCUAUUUUUGACGUGUUCCUCAAGACACAGCAGCGCAUGAAUUCGGGUAAUGCUGCUGCUAGCUCUGAGACUGAGUCCGAGAAGAAGCCGAGUGAGGAAGACAUGAACAAGGCCGAGGCUCUCAAGAACGAGGGCAACAAGUACAUGUCGGCCAAGGACUACGGGGCAGCGCUUGACUCGUACACGAAGGCCAUCGAGAUUUACUCAUGCUCCCCUGUAUUCUACUCGAACCGUGCUGCUGCCUUUAGCCAAAUUGGCCAGCAUGAUGAGGCCAUCGCUGAUGCUCAAAAGGCAGCCGAGAUCGACCCCAACUUUGGCAAGGCAUACAGUCGCCUGGGUCAUGCCCUCUUUGCCUCUGGCAGGUUCGAGGAAGCAGUGCAGGCAUAUGAGAAAGGUGUCGAGGUGGAUCCAUCGAACAAGCUAAUGAAGUCGGGUCUGGACGCAUCCAAGGCCAAACUGGGUGAGACGGGAAGCAAAGACCAUGCAUUGUCCACAACAGAAACGCCAUCAAAUACCUCCUCAAACGCUGCUGAUCCGUUCGCAGGUCUUGGCUCCGGCGGCGCCGGUGGCAUGCCAGAUAUUUCCUCACUUAUGAACAACCCUAUGGUGUCUCAGAUGGCUCAGCAAAUGAUGCAAAACGGUGGUCUCGAGCAGCUCAUGAACAACCCCAUGCUUCGCCAGAUGGCCGAAAACUUCGGCUCAAAUGGUCAAAUGCCGGAUAUUUCAUCGCUCAUGAACAACCCGCAAUUGCGCCAGAUGGCGCAACAGUUUAUGGGCGGCAUGGGCGGUGCCCCACGCCGCUAA
Malassezia restricta is the source of this 978-nucleotide messenger RNA. Its product is annotated as small glutamine-rich tetratricopeptide repeat protein alpha. Gene Ontology annotation, molecular function: protein binding; molecular adaptor activity. The record is from RefSeq and is a predicted model, not a curated record. The coding region runs from base 1 to 978 and encodes 325 amino acids. Gene Ontology annotation, biological process: post-translational protein targeting to endoplasmic reticulum membrane. Lineage: Eukaryota; Fungi; Basidiomycota; Malasseziomycetes; Malasseziales; Malasseziaceae. Gene Ontology annotation, cellular component: membrane; TRC complex. The transcript has a single exon.